AUGACAAAAUUUCUCAUCCAGCUGUAAAAUUUCUCUGCUGUGUCUUGUUGUGUCUCUCCUCUUUGGUUUAGUCAACAAGAAAAACAAUAAAUUUCUAUAAUUUCCCUAUCGUUUAAUUAAUAAUUAUGUAAAUUGCAGUUUAUUUUAAAGCAGUACUCCGAUUAAUAAAAACAAUUUCAUUCACCUGAUCUAACAUGAUUGAGCCUAAUCAUUCUUUUAAAAGUGUUGAAGAAGAAAGGGAUUAUUACAAAAAAUUGGCUAUUACCUAUGAAAAAAAAUACCAGGAAACUAAACUUGAUUUGGAGGAGUUUCAAGAAAGCAGUCGUGAACUUGAAGCAGAAUUAGAAGCUCAGCUUGAACAAACAGAGUCUCGAAAUAAGGAAUUGAAAUCUCUAUCAAGCAGAUUUCAACUUGAUUGUGAAUCUUUAAAGGAUAAGUUACAAGCACUGCAAGUUGAUAGUAAAACUCAAAUUGCUGACUUGGAAGACGAAUUGAACCGAACUAGAGCGACACGUGACGACCUACAGAAAUACAUCAGAGAGUUGGAGCAGCUAAAUGAUGAUUUAGAGAGAGCAAAAAGAGCUGCUGUUUCUUCUCUGGAAGAUUUUGAAGCACGACUCAAUCAGGCCAUUGAGAGAAAUGCAUUUUUAGAAAGUGAACUGGAUGAAAAGGAAGUCCUUAAAGUUACUGUGCAGAGAUUGAAAGAUGAAUCAAGAGAUUUAAGACAAGAAAUGACUUUACAUCAACGUCCUGUUUAUGAAAGAUCUGCAUCUACUGACACCAAUUUGGCUCGUGUGAAGACAGUUACUGACACCCGUAAAAUUAAAGCAGAGUUGGAAAAUUUGCCAGAAGUUCGCACAAAAUAUUUAAAUAAUCACCUAAACACAUCCUCGCCCUUAACUCCGUCUUCUCGCAUAUCUUCUUUGAAUAUAAUUGGAGAUCUUCUGAGAAAAGUUGGAGCUCUAGAAUCUAAAUUAGCAUCCUGCAGAGCGUAUGUGAAAGAGAAUUCACCGAAAGAAGGUAGUGAGAAACAAUCUCCUGUACAGUCAAAACACAUAAUCAUUAAUGGAUCCACUCUCCAUGAAGAAAUAAGCUUAACUGCAUAAAGAUCUGCAGAAAUGCACAAAUCCAGCAUUUAUUUUUGUGGAUUUUUGGGCUUGACUUGUGUGGAUUUCUGCUCUCUCUCUAUUAGUUGAAAUAUUUUAUUUAUCUAUUGCAUAUAAUUUUUGAUGAUGUUCUUGCAAUGUUGUGUAGUGAAUGUUUCCUAUUUUUCCUGUAUUAUAGAAUAAAUAUUUGGUGAACCUUUCUACAAUUAAAGAAUGUAUGUAUUUGUUAAUUUGUAAGCAUUCUGUUAAUUUAUUUAGAUGACAUUUAAUUGUCAGCUAGUGUAAUUUAAUUAUGUAUAUUUAUUGGUUACACUAGAUCUGAAAUUUAAUUAACAUCAGUUGUGUAGUGCAAUUAGUUCAAAUGCAUUUUAAAAGGAGAUACAUUGUGGUGUUAAAGUCUCUAUCUUACAAAAAGUGCCUUUGUCCUUUAUUAUUACUUUUUUUUUUAAAGUUUUGCUGUUUGAUAUUUUGUUGCAAAUAUUAUUGUUAGAUCAGUGGAAAGUAAAUGUCUGUUAAGUGGAUGUGUUUAUCACGAAAUGAUUAACCUCAGCAGGAUUAUUAAGUUGGCAUAUAUUGCGAGAAAAAAUUCUGUAUGUUUACACCAAACAUAUUAAUAAAUAGCUCUAAAAUAACACUAUUCAUUUAUACCAUUAUAUUUCUCAUACAUUUCAUUUUUCUAGGUAAUUAUAAAACCAUUUUAUAUUUUGUGUAUGCUUCUACAUAUCAAAAUAAAUAAAAAUGAUAUAAAAUGAUAAGAGAAAUACAUAAAAACUCAAAUCAAGGUUUUUGUCAAAUCCUCAUAUUUGAAGACAAAUAUGCAUUUUUUUAUUCCUUACUACAUUUUAAGUGAUUUGUUUUAGGUUAAAUUUUUACAAAAUUUUACUACCAGGGGAAGUCUAAUGAAUAGCAUGAAGAAAAAUUGAUUUCCUGGCAGCAAUUAGAUUGUUUCCCAAACUAAAUUCAAGAUUGACCCUUAAAGGUUUAAUAAUGCUGCAGGUUUAUAAAACAUAUUAUCCUUUAUAAUUGAACAAAACCAACUUCAUUAAUUUAUUAGAAUAAUGAAAAUUCUUCACAAUUGUAUUCUUAAAAAAAUUAUAUAAUAGUGAAAAAAAAAAUAUUUUUAUAAUUUUGGCAUAAUGGCAAAAUUUGUGUUUUUGAUCAUUGAUGUUUUAAAAGGUAGUCGAAUGUUUUCUUUUAAAGUUAUGAAAUUUUUUUAUUCUUUAUUUUUAGUUGUACGAGAUGCUAGAACAAAUCUUCUAAUCUCCUUUAAAGUUCUUCUAAGUUUAAGCUAACAGUAAAUCCAAUUCAAAAUUACUAGCUGCAAAAUUUCACUGUUUUACAUUUUUAUAAAAAUGUAAAUUUUAAAAACAUAAUGAAUUAGAAAUUUACCUUCUAAUGAAUUGCACAAUGACUUGUGCUGCAUUAGAUGGGGCUUUUACAAACUUAUCUCACAAUUCAGCAACAUCAAUUAAGUAACAGCAAUUCCAUAAUUCCGAACGCGUUUAAGUGCUCCUCUUUUUAAAAAAAUUCUUGGCAGUUAUAUUACCUGUUAUCCAGAUAAUAUUAGUAAUUUUCCUGGUAUAUCGAAAGGAUAAAGUCUUCUUAAAUUGAAUUUAAAAAAAAUUUCUUAUUGGCAAUCAAAACAGGUACAAAUCAAACAGACUUGAAGUUUUGUAUUGCAAAUGCAGAAUGUUUAAAAAACUAAUAUUUUUUCAAUUAGUCUUAAAAACAGUAGGAAAAGUUAUUUAAAAAUUAAAAAUACAGACAUUUAGUUUGCACUGACUGUAUGCAUAAAAUAAUAUUUAUUUCAUAUUUUGCAAUAAUAUGCUUUCCCACCCUUUUAUUUAUGUUUUUAUAUCAUUGCAUAUGCAUACCUGCCAAUUUCCAUCCAUAAGUGGUUAAAAUAUUCAUUUUUAUUUCCUAUAUUUUAUAAAUAUAUGUAUAGAAUCUUUAUUUCCAUUUAAUUCUGCUAAUUAUAAUUGUGGUAAUUUUCUGAAAUGUCCGACUGUGUUUUAAAUGAAACUUAACAUAUCCUUAGUCAGUAUUCUCAUUCUGUGAAUAAAUUGUACACACGUUCAAUAUACUUACUAGGUGAAAGAAUUGUAGCACAUUUUCAAUAUCUUGAAUAGAUUAAUGAAGUGAAUUACACCAUCAAUUUUCUUAUUUGGGGAAUGGAGUGCAGCAAAACCUCAGUUGCAUUUCUAAUUGUUUUUUUUUAUGUAACAAACACAUAAUUAAUGCUUCAAAAAGAGCUUAAUUCUUAUUUAUUUUGUCUUUCUGUAUUAAAAACUAAUCAGAUAAAUAAAUAGUUUAGAUUAAAAAAAGAAAGUAGAACUGAAUUCAUUUAAACUCGUGAAUUUAUUUUAGACACACUACUAAAUUAUAAGUUAACUGUUAUUUUCUGAACUUUAAAGCCAAAUAUUGCUUUUAAAAAAGAUACAGUAAAUAAUCCAGAAUCUUAGAUAAAUGGAACCGUUUAUAACUCUAUUGCGAUUGAAGAAGUAAUAACCUGCUAUGGAAUUCAAUUUUCUUCACAUUUACUGAAAGUGAAAAUUAAGUAAAAAUUAAUACUGACUGUAUUGAAGAAAUUUGCAAAAACAUUUUUAAGUUAAAGCAUUAAUUCUCUCCAAAGAAUUUUUUCAUCUUUUAAAAACUAUGGUCGUUGUCAACCUUAAGGGGGGGGGGGAAAUUAACAUUAGUUAACAUACACCUUGGGCAUUUUUUGUACUGAAAGUUAAUAUUUCAAGUUUUUAAAAUUAGUCAAUUAAAAGACAGAUUUAAAAAACAUAAUGAUAAUUUAGAAGUUGAUAACUUCUAUGGUGAAACACUUGUUUAAAAAAAUUGUUGCAUAAGAACUAAAUCAGAGGUUAAGAUAAUUUACCAAUUCUGUUGGAAACUUCUUAUUAUCACUGGCAGGUAUGCAUAAUAGUAGGUGUCAAUUUAUAUCAUUAUCAGUUUAUUUUUGUCCUCAAUAAGUGGCAGCAAUAACUCAUUAAGUCUCAAUUAUUUCUUUUUUUAUUAUAAGAUUUGCUCAAAUGAGGUGUAGGCAAGGAAAUAUAGUUAUAAACCUUGGUUUUCAAAAGUAAUUUAUAUAAGACCUAUUUUGGAAUAUGUGUCCAUCAUACUAAUCAUCCAAUUUUACUAAUACAGGCAUGAAAUUCUUCCUCCAGAUAUGAUAUUUUCUUUAUUUUUUUGUCCUCUUUUUUUUCUAUUUUUCUACUUCCUAUUUUUGAGGAUAUUGAUAAACUAACAUAAAAUUUUCUUCUGUGCUCUUAAAAAAAAUCUUUAUAACUGAUUAAAAUUAAUUUUAAGUCCAUAGAUUGAUAAAGAGUGGUUGGAUGUUGAUGACUUUUUAGGGUGACAUUCACGAAUUAAUUUUUAUAAAGUAAUAUUUUGGGUCUAGUUUUCCUCUUAGUCUUUCAUAUUAAUAUUGUUUCAUAAUAAUUUAAUCAAAAUGUAUUGUUACUUAUAUUAUAGUAUUCUAUUAAAAUUUGAAAAUUUUUUCAAAUGCUAUGAUUUUAGAUCUAUUCAAUUUGUAGUUAUGGAUUCAUCCUCAUGUUAAAUGUUUUAAAAGACUGGUUGUAAAUUAGUAUUUUAUGGCAUUAAAUUAGAUACUUUUAACUCCCAUGAAACAGAAUUUUUUUUUCUUUAAAAAAGGUUAGUUAAUGAAUUUGCUGGACACAGUAAUCAUUUCAAUUAUUUUUCAAAUGAAAUUAUACAUACACUUUCAUACAUGUAUAUAUAACGUCCUUAUCCUUUUUUUUUUCUUUUAUAUCUCAUGCCUUUUUAUAAAACGUGAAAUAAUUAUUAAUUAUGUAUAACUUGUUUCCUUUUAUCUGAGGUGAAAGCUACGAUCGUUAAAUGAGACUUCAUUACUAAUAAAUGAAAUUAACUUCUUACACCGAGAAAAAGAUAAUGAUAUAUUAGACUGCCUCUUGCAUUAUUUAUGGUUCUUGUUGUUUUUUGAAACUAGUCACUUAUGUAUGCAGUUUUAAAUUUCUUGUGUAUAUUUUAAUCAAUUUGAUGUAAUGGAAUUCAUUUUUAAAACGAAAUAUGUUUAAUUAAAGUAGUAUUAUUUAUAAUGUA
This is a messenger RNA of Parasteatoda tepidariorum (common house spider), 5192 nucleotides long. Its product is annotated as nuclear distribution protein nudE homolog 1. Gene Ontology annotation, cellular component: kinesin complex; centrosome; kinetochore. The record is from RefSeq and is a predicted model, not a curated record. Gene Ontology annotation, biological process: establishment of mitotic spindle orientation; chromosome segregation; microtubule nucleation. Gene Ontology annotation, molecular function: microtubule binding. Lineage: Eukaryota; Metazoa; Arthropoda; Arachnida; Araneae; Theridiidae.